UUCGUGGCGGCGGGAGCGGCCAACAUGACCAUAUUCCGGCGCAACCGGCGGCAGAGCUACAAGUUCCUGUUCAGCGCGCUGCUGAUGGUGUUUUGCGCGGCACGCGUGGUCGCGCUGGCGCUGCGGAUCGCGUGGGCGGCGGCGGAGUCGGCGGCGGCAUCCCGCCCGGCUGACGCGACCUCCGUAGUGCGCCUUGCCAUCGCGGCGCAGAUCUUCGCCGCCGCCGGCGUCCUGCUCCUUUUUGUGACAAAUCUCGUCUUUGCGCAGCGCGUUGUCCGCGCCUACCACCCUUUGUUCGGGUGGAGCAAGAGCGUCACGGCCCUGUUCGGGGUCCUCUUCGCCAGCGCCGCCGUCGUCCUCGUCCUGGUCGUCACCUUCACGGUGAUGGGCUUCUUCAUCGCCCCGCCUCCGCCGUCCGGCGGCGCGGCUGCUGCUGCUGGCGGUAGUGGCGGCGGCGGUAGUAGUGAUGAUAGCGAUGAUGACGGUAAGAGAGAGCUGGUGAGGAAAGUGCAGUUGGUGUGCGCGACGUACCUGGCCGUCUACGCCUUCUUACCCGUGCCGCUGGUGACGCUGGCGGUCGUGGUGCCGAGGAAGACGAGAAUUGACAAGUUCGGCGAGGGCCACUUCAGGACCAAGUUCACGUUGUUGACCUUCACGGCGACGCUGCUGGCGGUCGGGGCCACGUUCCGGGCGGCGGUCGCCUUCUCUACCCGGCCCGCGGACCAGCCAGCGUGGUUCCACAGCCGGACGUGCUACUACUGCUUUGACUACGUCGUGGAACUGGUGGUGGUCUUUACUUACGCCUUGUCGAGGUUCGACAGGCGCUUCCACAUCCCCGACGGGAGCUCGGCCCCGGGGCACUACUCGCGUGCCGAAAUGGCCAUGGCAGACAACGCGGUAGUGUUGCGCGCAGACUUUGAAAGAAAUAGGAGAGGGAGGGCAAAGAAGGGCAGGAGGAGGAAGAGGGGGGGGACUUGGUGGACCAAGGGCAAGGGGCGGGCAGACCUCCCGGAGCAGAGCUGUGCCAUGGAGGGACCGCCGAACGAGCUGUGGCCAGCGGCGACCCGGCAGAGCAAUCGGAGCCUGCCGAGUAUCAUCGGGCCCGCGAGCAGCCUGUAUGAUGACGACGACGGUGGGAGCCAGUGCAGUCAUGUCAGAAAGGCGAACAUGGAAUGGAUGGACAAGGCUUUGGUCAGUCUCUCUCCCCCAUGCCCCGUUUCCAAUUGUGUUGGUAUUGAACAGAAAAUUAGGAGAGAGAAAGAGAAGAUGAGAAAGGAAACCGAGGGCUAACGGAUAAUUCAACCCACAGCGAGAGUUGUACGGGGAUGACGAAGAGGUGAGGAGACGCCGUAGGCAGGAGGGAGGGUUUUUGUCCUGCGUCAAACUCGGCGGGUUGAG
This is a messenger RNA of Thermothelomyces thermophilus ATCC 42464, 1398 nucleotides long. RefSeq lists its product as uncharacterized. Bases 25 to 1290 code for a protein of 421 amino acids. The transcript has a single exon. NCBI's taxonomy places the organism in Eukaryota, Fungi, Ascomycota, Sordariomycetes, Sordariales, Chaetomiaceae. The record is from RefSeq and is a predicted model, not a curated record.